UUUUUUUUUACUUCUUUAUUAUCAUAAAAUGAUUCUUCUUGCUUGUUUAAUAUUCGUGUUAUGUUCAUCGAUGGCAAAGGCUGCUGCCUUGUCUCCUCGAGCUGAAUCAGGGGAAGCAUUGAUGAUGUACGGAUAUAAUCCUCCACGGGUCAAUCCUGAUUAUUGUAUAGGAUUCCGUAUUACUUACCCUACUUAUCCUGGUCAAGCUUAUGAAAAUAAUUCAGUACAACAAGUCAGUUGGGAAGUAGAUCCUGAUAUUCCUUAUUCUCCUGAUAUCAUCACUCGUAUCCGUAUUUUGAAUAGUACACAACACAAUCAAUUUGUCAUUGGUGAAAAUAUCACAUUAUACACCGAAGAUGAUAAUACUGGUUUAACUACUUUCCGUAUUGGUGUUGAAGAUAUCACUGGUCUUUACCAUUAUCGUAUUAUGGUUAAUUAUCCUGGUACAUCUGUUCACUGUGUUUAUGAAUCUGUUCCUUUCAUGAUCCUUCAAAAUCCAUAUGGUAAAUAUAAAGUAGCAGGAGGAUUACAAAAACAACCAGUUGUAGACAAUACUCUUACUCCUCCUCGUAAACCUUGAUGAAAUGAAUAUUGUUACACGGCGUGCUUUGAAAAACUUAACAUCUAAUAAAAAAAAAAGUCUUUUACAUUCAA
This is a messenger RNA of Halteromyces radiatus, 654 nucleotides long. RefSeq lists its product as uncharacterized. Lineage: Eukaryota; Fungi; Mucoromycota; Mucoromycetes; Mucorales; Cunninghamellaceae. The record is from RefSeq and is a predicted model, not a curated record. The transcript has 4 exons. Bases 29 to 580 code for a protein of 183 amino acids.